GUCGCAAGCUGCAUCCUGGCCGCGUGAGCCCCGCGCUCUGCUGUCCAGUGCACAGCUCGUGAGCCGCCGCUGCCGCUGCCGCUCCGCAUAGGCGCGUUGCCGCACAUGGACAAGUCCAGUGGCCGCGACUCAGAGCGCACUGCAUCUUCGACUCCCACCCCGCCGCAUGCCGCAGCGAUGAGCGGCGCCCCGGCGCGCUCCGGCGCCGAGCCGCGCACGCCGCCCGUGCCGUCGGGCAGCUCCAAGCUGGGCUCCAUCUCGGCGGACUCGCCCGUGGCGCGCCCGCCGCACCAGCGCAGCGAGGGGUCACCUCGCCCGACGCUGGGCCCGCGCGCCCAGACCGCAUUCGUGGCUAGCAGCAGCGCGCGCUCGCGCCUCGCCAGUGCCGAGGAGCGGCGGGGUGCGCCGUCGGACAGCAUCGGCACGAUCCUGUCGUCUGCUUCGCGGCGCGCCAGCACCGCCGUUGUGCGGGACCCGAGCAGCAGCUCGGCCAGCAGCGACGAGGCGGGCAUCGCCGUCGUCACCGCCACCAGCCCGCGCUCGCCCGGCGCCGUGUCCUCGAGCGGCUCGGCCUCGGCCGGCUUCAUCUACCCGAUCAAGAGCGCAGUGUCGGUGAAGCCAUCCACAGGCGACGUAGGCAUGGCCUCUCCGCGUGGCCGGACCAACACCUCUGGCUCGUCGGACAAGCGGCACUCGCAGAGCUCCAACGAGGACCAGGAUGUCGGAUCGGCGUCGGCCGCGGCCAUGCGCCGCGUCAGCUCUGACCCGUCGCAGGCUGGCGCCGGCGGCUCGCCGCUCGAGCCCGAAGAGGAGAUUUCGGGCUACUUCGGCAAGAUGCACCCGCGCGGCGCGUCGCUGGCCUCGAUGUCCGACUCGCACGAGUCUGAGCGGCCUCGCAGCUCCGCCAGCGUCGGCGACGGGCCCUGCACUCCAGGCUCCGGCCGUCUCGGGCCCAAGAGCAGCGAGACGGUCAGCUCGGCCUCGGAGUGGGACACGCGCAGCGCGCUGGCGUCCAAGGAGGAGGCGGCACUGGAGCGAGACAGGGAGCGCCUUGAGCAGAUGACGCAGACGCGCUUCCGGCACGUCGAGACGGCUGACGGCCACAUGGUGGUCACUGGCCGCGACAAUGAGCUCACGCGCUGCGAAGACGAGCCAAUUCACAUCCCGGGUGCAGUCCAGGGCUUUGGCUGCAUGGUGGUGGUGCGCGAGGACGACGAUGGCAACCUUGUGGUGCGCCAGGCAUCCGAAAACACGACGGAGCUGCUCGGCCUCUCGCCAGCCUACCUCUUCAAGCUCACCUCGUUCCUCGACUGCCUCGACGACGAACAAGCAGACCUGCUGUGGGAGACGAUCGAGUCGCUGGAGGACUCGGAGCACGACGUCAGCGAGGUCGCGCCACGCAUCUUCCAGCUGACCGGCUGGGGCCAGCCGGGCGCCGGCGCCGGACACGCACGUGCUCGGCGGCAGUGGCAGUCCUGGUGUGCGCUGCAUCGGCCAGUGCUCAAUGCCGGCGCGAUCGUCGACGGCCCGCCGAUGACGAUUCUAGAGUUCGAGCCGCUGGAUGACCAGGUUAACCCGCUCUCUCCGCCAGUCUCGCGGCCCAAGGCCGAGCAGCGUCGCAGCGGCAUGCGUGAGCGCAACAAUGGCAGCAGCACUGCCGGAGAAAGCAAGGGCAGCAAGGGCAGCAAGGGCAGCAAGGACAGCAACGGCGGCGGCAGCGGCGGCACUGUCGGGCGUGCGCGCGGGCCCGACGAGUUCUCGGGCAGCACGCUCGAGGCGCCCGAAGAGGAAGGCACUCCCGCCAAUUCGCCCACAGGCGGCGAGGGCAGGAGCACCAGCAGCGUGGCCACGCCACGGUCAUCGUCGCCUCGGCCGAUGAUCACCACGAUCGACUCGGACGGCCUCACAGUGACAGGCACAGCAGAGCAUGUGCCGCUCGACACGGACGCAGGGCCAGGUGGCCUCGAGGGCGAGGCAUUUGUGCCCAGCCACGAGGCGUUCCUUGAGUCGACAGAGUCCACGUCUCGCCCGAUCAGGGCACUGCACCGCAUGCACAGCGACCAGGACGGCAGCUCACGACGCCGGCCGCGGCCGACGCGCGGCUCGCGUGGCGCAGGCCCCGGCCUGGCGAACCGCGGCGAGGGCACCGGUGGCGGGGGUCCGCAGAUGCUGGACAUGUUCGGCGUGCUCUCGCAGGUCAACGAGCAACUUUCGGCGCAGUCGGACCUCAAUGGCUUCCUCAAGGUCGUCGUGUCGAUCAUCCGCGAGGUCACCGGCUUCGGUCGUGUGAUGGUGUACCAGUUCGACGAGGCGUGGAACGGCCAGGUGGUGUGCGAGCUCGUCGACUGGCAGGAGACGCACGACCUGUACCGCGGCCUGCACUUUCCGGCCACCGACAUUCCGAAGCAGGCGCGCGACCUGUACCUCAUCAACAAGGUGCGCCUCCUCUACGAUCGCGACCAGCCGUCGGCGCGUAUGGUCUGCCGCACGCAGGAGGAUCUCGCACAUCCCGUCGACAUGACGCACUCGUUCCUGCGCGCCAUGAGCCCGAUCCACAUCAAGUACCUCGCCAACAUGGGCGUGCGCGCGAGCAUGUCCAUCUCGAUCGUCGCCUUUGACCAGCUGUGGGGUCUCAUUGCGCUGCACACGUACGGCUCGCACGGCAAGCGUGUCGCGUUCCCGAUGCGGCAGCUCUGCCGCCUCAUCGGCGAGAGCGUGUCGCGCAACAUCGAGCGGCUGAGCUACACGCGGCGCCUGUCGGCGCGCAAGCUCAUCAACACGCUGCCGACGGACCAGAACCCGAGCGGCUACAUCAUCUCGAACGCCGAGGACCUGCUCAAGCUCUUCGACGCCGACUUUGGCGUCAUCGCCAUCGGCAACGAGGCCAAGAUCCUCGGCCCGCUGAGCGCCAGCCAGGAGGUGCUCGGCUGCACCGAGUACCUGCGGAUCAAGAAGUUCCAGCGCGUCAUCGUCUCGCAGGACGUCAGCAAGGACUUUCCCGACAUGGUGCUGCCCAAGGGCCUCGAGGUCAUUGCCGGCAUCCUGCUCGUGCCGCUCUCGAACUCGGGCAUCGACUUCAUUGCCUUCCUGCGCAAGGCGCAGACGCGCUCGGUGAACUGGGCCGGCAAGCCGUUCAAGGAGGGCAAGGAGAACUCGGCGGUGCUCGAGCCGCGCAAGAGCUUCAAGAUUUGGUCUGAGACGGUGACGGGCACGUGCCGCGCGUGGAAGGACGAGGAGCUCGAGACGGCCGGCGUGCUGUGCCUCGUGUACGGCAAGUUCAUCUCCGUCUGGCGGCAGCGCGAGCAGGCGAUGCAGUACAACCAGCUCAACAAGCUGCUUCUCUCCAACGCGAGCCACGAGGUGCGCACGCCGCUCAACCACAUCAUCAACUACCUCGAGAUGGCGCUCGACGGCAAUCUCGACGAGGACACGCGCGACCACCUGUCCAAGUCGCACAUGGCGUCCAAGAGCCUGCUCUUUGUCAUCAACGACCUGCUCGACCUGACGCGCCAGGAGCAGGGCAACAAGCUCUUCCUGCAGGAGCCCUUCGACCUGGCCGCCACCGUGCGCGAGGCCGUCGAGAUGCACCAGUGGGAGGCGAAGCGGCGCAAGAUCGACUUUAGCGUCGACACGCAGCCUGAGACGUGCAUGGUGCUCGGCGACAAGAACCGCAUCCGCUCGAUCCUCAUCAACACGGUCACCAACUCGGUCAAGCACACGAGCGAGGGCCACAUUCACGUCGAGAUGCGCAAGCGCGCCAGCAUGGAGCUCUCCGAGCUGCCCGAGGACUGCGACAUGGAGAUCGAGCUCGUCGUCUCGGACUCGGGCACGGGCAUCCCGCGCGAGAAGCUUGAGAGCAUCUUUCGCGAGUUUGAGCAGGUCGAGUCGGUCAUUGCCGAGCCCAAGCUCUCGCAGGACGGCAAGCCCGAAGAGCGGUCGGCCACCGAGGACCUCGAGCUCGGCGCGACGGCCGACGCCGCGGCAGCGCAGGAGUCGGGCAGCGCGCUGGGUCUUGGCCUGGCCGUGGUGGCGCGCAUCGUGCGCAACCUCGGCGGCCAGCUGCGUGUCGACUCGACCGUGGGCGAGGGAUCGCGGUUCACAUACUUCCUGCCCUUCCGCUCCGCCGAUCAUCUGCAAGGCGUGUCCGAGCCACAGCGUGGCGGCGGCUCCAGCCAGGGCGGCUCCGGCACGUCGAUGCGGCGCUCCAACUCGCUCGGCAGCGACGGCAGCCAGGCGUCCAGCAACAAGAGCGAGAUCAACUCGCUCGUCGAAGCCAUCUCUGCCAGCCAUCUCGACUCGCACAACAGCGACGGCGCCCAAGCGGGACCGGACUCGGCGCGGGGCAAGGAGCCCGGCGGGCGCAAGAACGCCGGCAUGGUGGGCUCGCUCUCGUCGUCGGCCGGCCGCUCUCGACCGGACCUGCAGCGCAUGCAGUCCAGCGCCGACAGCAGUGGCAGCCGGCCGAUUGCGGGCUCGUCCAUUCCGCUGCGCUCGGUGAAGAUUGACCCGCACGAGCUGGACUCGCUGCCGCAGUCGCCCCGCCAGGCGGACAGCAGGCGACAGCACGGCGAGCGGCGGUCAUCAAGAGAGCACGAUCGCCGGCGCAGCGGCGUCACGCGCAACACUGCGGAGGCCACUGGCGGCACCGCGGGCCCGUCAGCAUCGCCCACGGUGCACGCGCAGGACCACGAGCCCACUGCGCACACGCAGAACGUGGAAGGUCCCACUGUCACUGCGGCGCCCGACUCUCCGUCGUCCGGCCUGGCGCAGACCUCGAGGCGUGAGCCGCCGCCUGGCCGCGUCAACGUCAAGGCUGUCAACCGAGACGCGGCGGCCAGUGGCCAUAUGAACAACGACUCCGGCUCGGAUGCGACGCCGCCUGACGGCCGCUCGCCAGGCAGUGCCAGCGGCGGAGCGCGGCAUUCCGGCGCACGCAGUCGGCGCCUCGCAGCUGCACAAAAGGCGCGCACCUCUCCUGCCGUCACGCCCGCGGCGCCGCCGCAGAAGCUCGCCCCGCUGCGCGUGCUCGUGGUUGAGGACGACCCGAUCAACCGUGCCAUCCUGGCCAAGCGACUCGGCAAGGACAACCACACCGUGCUGCUAGCUGUGAACGGCGAGGAGGGCGUGCGGGUCUUUGAGGAGCAGGGCGACUCUAUCGACGUCGUCCUCAUGGACCUGCAGAUGCCGAUCUGCAACGGGCAGGACGCAUGCGUGCGCAUUCGCGAGGCGGAGCGCAAGCGCACCGACUCGCGCACUCUCGCCGGGCGCCCUGCCGCGCACAUCCUCAACGGCUGCAUCCCGAUCCUGGCCGUCUCGGCGACGCUGAGCUACGACAUGCGCGAGGAGAUUGCCGAGCUCGGCUUCGACGGCUGGCUGCUGAAGCCGAUCGACUUUAAGCGCCUGCACUCGCUGCUCAAGUCGCUCACACACCCGGAGCACCGCCAGACGGAGCAGUGGAAGCCUGGGCACGCCUGGGAGAAGGGCGGCUGGCUCUCGGUGCCUCCGUCGCGCGCCCAAGACGACGACGGCGGCGACGAGGCCGGCAGCCCGGCUGCAUGAGCCUCCGCCUUGCUGCGAACGCGCGCGGCAGGCCCUUCUGCUCCCUCGUCUCGACGAGCUCUCUCCCUCUCCGGCCGUCAUUCUUAGGCCGCAUUCCUGCUUCUACUCAAGCACCCAAACACACCUUCAGGCGACACUCAGGCGCCGCUUCCGAUUUCGCCAAGCGCUUGCCGCAUCAUCCCCCCGUGCCUCG
Tilletiopsis washingtonensis is the source of this 5752-nucleotide messenger RNA. RefSeq lists its product as hypothetical. Gene Ontology annotation, biological process: phosphorylation; regulation of DNA-templated transcription; detection of visible light. The record is from RefSeq and is a predicted model, not a curated record. The transcript is spliced from 3 exons. NCBI's taxonomy places the organism in Eukaryota, Fungi, Basidiomycota, Exobasidiomycetes, Entylomatales. Bases 106 to 5559 code for a protein of 1817 amino acids. Gene Ontology annotation, molecular function: phosphorelay sensor kinase activity; protein binding.